Messenger RNA from Drosophila arizonae, 1409 nucleotides. RefSeq lists its product as uncharacterized. The record is from RefSeq and is a predicted model, not a curated record. NCBI's taxonomy places the organism in Eukaryota, Metazoa, Arthropoda, Insecta, Diptera, Drosophilidae. Gene Ontology annotation, molecular function: protein binding.
GGCUUCAGAAACACAUUCAAUUACCGAUUCGACUUGAAACAGUUAGUUCGUAAAAUAGAAAUAAAUUUAAUUCGUUAUCGAUAUACAAAUUUCCAUUGAAGUGUUGUUGUAAUUUCGAAGUUCGUCAUGGAAAAUAGCUCGUACUCGAAGCUAAUUGAGGACAGUAUUAAGCUGCAUUUCGAACGAAAUGGCAUUCUGGACGAGAUGCGCAGUGGGCUGCACGUGAAGGUGCUGAACAUGAUGCGCGGAGAGACGGAUUUGAAGAAGGAAGACCCACUCUGUGGCGGGGAUAUGAGGCAGCGGGGCUUGGUGCAGCUGCUCAACUAUCUGGUGGUCGACUACUUCUCCUGGUACGGCUAUAAGCAUACCCUGGAGACGUUCGCCCUCGAAACGGGCGACAAGUGCCAGUUGAAGCCGCGCGAGAGGCUGCAACGGGAGUUCGGCGAUAACUUCACCCAGAAAGAUUURCCCAUUCUCCUGCAGAUGGUGAUGAAGCAGRCCAAAAAUAUCAAUGAGAAAAGCUUGCCGCAAUCGCCGCAGCAGCUCAACUCGAGCAGGAAGUUUAUUGAAGGCGUACCUCAGGAAAAGGAUAUUCCACCCGAGGGCAACCCGACCAAGAURCURAAGUCACCCUCACCUCGUGCCGAGCCUAGCAACGGCCCAACCGAGGGUGUUCCUAGUAAAGAUCCAAAGCCCGCUAMCCGCAAAGGUGUCARGAAACCACAGGCCAAGGUGAAUGUGCGAAAGGCUAUGGCCGACUCCUCGAAGUUGCCGUCGACCCCGCCCCGUAUGAAGCGUGUGAAGAGACCGCCGACGACAGCGAGGAAAACGCGAUAUAGUUCCGAAUAUGAAUCAAGUUCGAGAUGCACAACUGAGUCGGGAUCGGGCGAAGAUUCGUCCACUGAUAGCGAUGCCUUUGCAGCAAUACCCAACCGGUAUUAUUAUCGCGAGCAGGAGCCACCCGAGCAAGCCUAUCGGAACGGCUUUGGUGAGGAGGGUCCCUACGAGAUUCCCAGUCAAUCGACUGUGCGCAGUCCACUGAGGCCACGCGGCCUUGGCAAGCGAAAGCCCCUGAAAAUCGUCGAAAUGCGCGAUGACGCCGACAAGGACAAGCCGCAGUGCAGCAGCAAGGAUACCACUAAUAAAAAUGCCCCAGCUGCGAAGGAUGCCAAUGCCAAGACUACGGAACAAAAUACAUCCAAACGUACAAUAUUUCAAUCACUAAUGGCAGUUAGCAAGCCUAAGUGCCCCGAAACUAUGGUCGGCAGCAUGCAGGAGAGCUCCGACGAUAGUCCCGAAGACAGCGAUGAGUACUUAUAAUUUGGAGUGAUAAAUGUCAAUUUAUUGUUCGUUUCAAAUGUGCUUACAAAAUUCUUAUGCUGUGCCAUCAAGUCCUAGAUACUUGAAUA